ACUUACAAGAAAAUCAACAAGUAUUAAAAUAUGAUUUACUCAGGCAUCUUUCUUUAUUGUUUAAGCAUCCAGACUUGCUUAAACAAAUUCAUAAAAGUAUAGAAUUCAGGGCUGCUGAUAACAAAAGAAGAAAAGAAACAAUAAAAGUUAGAACUAUUAACCAUCUACAUGAAGAAUUAGAACAAAAUUAUAAUGAACAUCUUUUUUAUACUAUUGUAUACAAUUACUUGUUGUCAUGUCAUCAAAAUUCAAUUGCAGCAAAAAAGCAUCACAAUCCGAUCAAUGUUCAAGACCCUAUAUUUGGAAAGCAAGUUAUAAUUGAGUAUGUUGACAUGAAAAAUAUUCCAUUUUUGAAUGUUAAGUUUUCAGGAUCAGAUAAUAGCAUUGAUAAUUUUAAUUGUAAUAAGGCUGGUGAUCUUCUUGCCACCAAUAAUGGCUUUCUUCUGCCUCUUGUAAUAGGAAAAGACAGCUAUUAUAUUAAUCUGAUUCAUCUAUUGGAGUAUUAUAACAAAGAGAAAAUUCAGAGGGGGUUUCAGAUACUUGGAUCUGAGGAAGGAAUAUAUUUACAUAAUAAGUAUUAG
This is a messenger RNA of Cetraspora pellucida, 581 nucleotides long. NCBI's taxonomy places the organism in Eukaryota, Fungi, Glomeromycota, Glomeromycetes, Diversisporales, Gigasporaceae. The record is from the annotation of a GenBank genome assembly.